GAGUGGCCAGCGCUCGCCUCCUUCUCCAAGGCGAUCAAUCGGAUCUCAGGCAUACUACAAGCACUCUCUUACGUCGACGUCCACGGGAACAGAGCUGAUACAACAACACGGCUGCGCUCCAGCACCAAAUAUCUAUCCGCUUUCUGAACCAUGUCGCUGAGCCCAAAGCACACGACACCUUUCUCAGUGACAGAUAUUUUGAGCCCAAUUGAGGAGACUUACAAGAAGUUUGGUGGCAUGGAGAGCACUGGAAACCUCACAUCUCCACUGGGAGCGUAUCGGCAACCUCAGGUGUCCCAGACUGGCAUGCAGCAACACUCAAUGGGCCACAACGCCAGUGUGGCGACCACCUACCAUAUGCCACACUCGGUUUCUCAGUUUUCGCACAGUGCAAUGGGGGGCUACUGCAAUGGCAGCAUUGCCAACAUGGGGGACCUACCAUCUUACCAAGAAACUAUGAGAAACAGCGCAGCAGCAGCCACAGGGUGGUACGGCGCUAAUCCUGACCCCAGAUACUCAACAAUUUCUAGAUUCAUGGGACCUUCCACAGGUAUGAACAUGACAGGAAUGGGCACGCUGACAGGCAUGGCCGACACCACCAAAUCCAUCCCACCCCUUCACGCGGCUCCAAGGAGGAAACGACGGGUGCUCUUCUCUCAGGCACAAGUGUACGAGUUGGAAAGGAGAUUUAAGCAACAGAAAUACCUUUCAGCUCCGGAGAGGGAACACCUGGCCAGCAUGAUACAUCUGACCCCGACGCAGGUCAAGAUCUGGUUUCAAAAUCAUCGCUACAAGAUGAAACGACAGGCCAAGGACAAAGCAGCACAGCAGCUUCAACAGGAGGGCAACCUGUGUCAACAGCAGCAGUCGCCGAGGAGAGUGGCUGUCCCUGUUUUGGUAAAGGAUGGCAAGCCUUGCCAAAACGGCUCCAACACACCAACGCCGAACCAACAGCAAAUGCAACAGCAGCAGAACGGUUCCGGGGUCGUGCUUCCUACCUCGAGUAAUUCUAUGAACCAGCACCAAAACCAGCAGGUCAAUGCGCUGGUCCAGGCCCAGGACCUGGAGGAAAUGUCACCCAGUCCACCGUCACUCCACUCGCAAAUGAACACCAUGGGCCAGAUGGACACUACUGUAGAUUACGCAAAUAACAUGGUGACUUCAAAUCUGCUUUAUGGCAGAACGUGGUAAAACCAACCGCUUUCCCUGCCAUGGUCUUUUUUAAACAAACUUUAGAGUCCUCUGAAUAAAGACGCACGAGGCCAGAAGCAGGACUUUGCUUUACGCGCCAUGCGUCCGAGGUUUGAAAGCGGGUGAUAAAGCGGAUCAAAGGAAGUUUGUGCCACCUUUUUCUAAAAACACUUUUUGUGGGCACGAUUUUCUACAAAGACCCUGCUCGUAAUGGACAAGAUAAUACUACUUUUAGCCUUAUGCUGUAUGUUUUGGACUUCCCAUUUGUUGGUCUAGUAGAAGGUUGUCUGUCGUUAAACAAAAUUGCUGCUCCAGAACUAUGAUAUUGGCAGGAGACGGGAAGCAAUGUUUCAUAAUUCAGGUAUGAACUUCUGGCAAGAAAUGAGAAAAGUUCAUCGACCUAAAUAAAUGCCUGAGCAUCAUAUGAAACGACUAUUGUAAACUAAUGUAUUCAUUUAGAGAAAUGAAAUGUAGGGAUUGUAUAUUUGGCUAACUCUUAAGUUUUUGUUGUAAUAUAAAUGUUUGAGUCUUUUUGUUGCUCAUUUUUUCUUUUUUUUAUAUAAGUUAAAACAGACACAAAUACGAUGGCUGCUGUAUAUGUUUCAAACCAAUUGAACGAUACAAUAAAUAAAUAAAUUAAACUGCAAAUUAAUUUUGUGAACAGUAAUCUCUGUAUAUUUGUUACAUUAU
Messenger RNA from Paramisgurnus dabryanus, 1881 nucleotides. RefSeq names its product NK2 homeobox 4a (gene nkx2.4a). Gene Ontology annotation, biological process: cell differentiation; regulation of transcription by RNA polymerase II. Gene Ontology annotation, cellular component: nucleus. NCBI's taxonomy places the organism in Eukaryota, Metazoa, Chordata, Actinopteri, Cypriniformes, Cobitidae. Gene Ontology annotation, molecular function: DNA-binding transcription factor activity, RNA polymerase II-specific; RNA polymerase II cis-regulatory region sequence-specific DNA binding. The record is from RefSeq and is a predicted model, not a curated record.